Molecule: messenger RNA, 2568 nt
Organism: Penicillium nucicola
Lineage: Eukaryota; Fungi; Ascomycota; Eurotiomycetes; Eurotiales; Aspergillaceae
Exons: 5
Coding region: 1-2568 (855 amino acids)
Biological process (GO): vesicle-mediated transport
Cellular component (GO): Mon1-Ccz1 complex; intracellular membrane-bounded organelle
Source: RefSeq, a predicted model, not a curated record
AUGGGCGCUUGCAGAGACGCAAGCUCCCUGAAAUCGCUUGAGUCGAAGCUCGACCGAUACGAUCUUAUCGAUAACACACGUGAUGUCAACACCCCAGAUCCCACUUCAGUCACUUGUUCCGCUGUCAUUCCUGCAAUUAUCUGUGAUCGCUCUCUAGCGGGAGCUGCAGAGCUACUUGGAGAUGCGAUGCCUGAAACCGAUCAUGACUCGGUGAUCCCGGCCCAGCUCGCCUACCUGGCUAUUUACAACCCGAACCUCGGACCAACCGACGAGACGAUAGCGGACCAGAUCGUGUUCUACACCUCGAAGUCAAGCCAUGCACAACAGCUUGAUAACACUACAACGGAGGAUUUGGAUAGUAAACGACUCGAGGAUGAACAGAACGAGAGACUGCGCCAGAUCGGUCUGGCGCAGGGCAUGGUGAACUUCGCUAGCAACUUCUCUGGUGGACAGGCAUUGGAGUUUAUUGAAACAGACAAAUCCCGUGUUGUUCUGCUGGAGCUGGAGAAGGACUGGUGGAUUGUUGCCUCUAUCGAUUUCACUCGACUUCCCGCUGAUCCAGCUCACAAAAACUCUUCGGUGGCAUCUGAUUCCUCUGAUUUCCAGUAUUCAUCCCGAGAGAUAGGACCACCCCAUCUACUCAUCCAGCAAUUACGCCGCGCCCAUUCGAUAUUCCUCCUACACCAUGACUUCAUGUUGGAUGAUCUUUACAGAAAGGCUGGAAGAGAUUCAUUCUGUCUUUUCCUCAAGCGGUUCUGGGACAAGUUUGCAUGGGAUUGGGAACUUCUAUUGACCGGAAAUCCAAUCGUCGAGAUCUAUAAUGGUAUCAAACUCUCGGCUGGAGGAGAGUUGGGUAUUGGUGUCGGAGAGGAAGAAUGGGGAAGUGGAGAAAGAGAAGUACUCGAAGACUUCAUUGCCAGAACAGAGGGCUUAGUGGACUUGGUGGUCUCUAGAUUUGGCGACUCGUCUACACAAUUCGAUGGGUCUCCAGCUUCGACCAGAUCAAAUGACCAAGGGCUAUGGAUAGGGGCAGAUAAUGAUCCUCGACCAUCCGAUGGCGUUGUAUUUGCUGGCGUCGGUGGUCUUUCAAGAUUUUCACUGGCACAUGUGUCACAGUGGAUGGAGUGGAUCUAUCGAUUUGGAGAUGCUACAUACGGAGUUGGGCGGGACCCAACUUCGUUGCGUCGCCGCAGACCGAAGAAGCAGCGUGGGAGACCAUCCACAGAAAACCAGCCCUCCACUCCGGACCGCAGCUUUACGCCUGGCAUACCUCGUCCGCUUAUCAUGGCAACCCCACAGCCACUUCAAGAGGUGCCCGUAGAAAGCGAGACGGAAGCUGGAAAUGACAAAUAUGAUAAUUUAGGGUUUCCCACGGAGACGGUCAUGAAAUAUCUCACUCUUGGGUAUGGUUCCGCUUGGAGCUUUUCUCCAAAAUCAGCAUCAUCAACACCUACGCGCAGCUCUACUCCAGGGCAGGAUGCAGCCACUUCUGGUCUCCCAAUCCCAAAGGAUAGUUCCAGUGCCAAUCAAUCUCAGUCAGAUGUGAAGCCUCGAAACAAUCCCUCUGGUCGGUUCGUUCUGGGGCCUCGGGAUGAUCUAGAAACACUAGAUGACCUGGAAGAAGGAAGUCCUGAUCCAGAAAUCGAGAAUGGAAAGCCCAAGACUCGAAUCGUACACAGAUCUCUACAUGUGCACCUAGCGAAUGGAUCAGAUACCCAAAAGAUGCUUCAGGCUGUGAUCUACGUGAAUCAACCAUUUAUGUUCACAUUCUUCUUCGACCCCGAAACCCAAUCUCUUACAUCCCCAUCUCUCUACUCAAGUAUACACCACCAACUCGGCCCUCUCCAAAAGCCACUCCUAUCAUCAACAUCCCCCAAAAUGGCAGCCUCCCGCAUCUCCAUGUCAGAGACAUCUCCAGACCCAAGCAAACGCUUCUCAACCCGAUCCCAACCUGUCUACGAUCUAGUCUACGACCCUUCAAACCUAACAAUCCGCUCCUCAAUUCCCAACAUCCCAGCCCUAGCCCUCCCCAAUCCCCCUCAAUCCCCAGCACGCUCCCCCUCCCCAUCAACAUCCCCCUCCCCCUCCACCCAACCCUGGUCCCGCCUCGAAAGCCUUGCAAUCCACCACCGCCUCCUAUCAACAUACACAGACACACGCUCCAGACCACAAGAACUAGAACGAACAAGCAAAACCAAUCGCGGAUGGUGGGUUGUCUGGGUCCGUAUCCCACAACCACAAACCCAACACCCGCCUCUCUCAGCAGCAUCUUCCUCUGUGGCCCUCUCAUCCCUCACAAACAACACCGACCGCCUCACUCCUAUCCCUCCCCCCUCGCCACCACAGGAAGCAUUCCUCGUCCGCAAAGCGAGUGACUACGUCUCGCCCGCUACACACGGCCGCGUCAGCAGCGGUGCUCGCUUUUUCAGGGAUUUAGGUGGCGCCUCUGGUUCGUCGGGGUUGACGGGUUCCUCUCGUGCUGCGGAUAUGGCGCCGUCGAAAUUGGUGGAAGGCUUGGGUAUGGAUGCGCGGCGGUAUAUUGAGGGAUUGUUGAGUUUGAAUCGGUAG